AUGUAUUUAUCUUGGUCUUCAUUUAACAAUAUAAGAAUGCUAUUGAUGGCGUGCAUGCCAGUAAUCAUAUUUUAUUUAAUUUGGUUAAUAAACACUUCUGAAGGUAUACGAAGUGAGGAAGGAACACUUUUGGACCUAGUUUGCUGGCCUGAUGGCAAUGCAAUACCUGUUAUUAUUACUUGCGGGUCAAUCAUUGCAGUUGUUAUAGAGUUAUAUGGCCUGUACCAGUUAUUUAAAGCUGGACUACCCAAGAGAGAGUACAAUGUGACGAAUGGUUUAUUUUAUUACGUAUGGUCGUUAAUAAUAAUAAUUAUUAUUUUUCUCGCAAUCAUGUUUUAUUCAGGUCUUCAAUCGACUAUAAUAAGAGCAAAAAUAAAGGGAGGUAUAACAAAAGCGAUGCUUCGAUAUGCAAAUCAUCUUCCAUCUAAAAUAGCUAUAGAUAGGUUGCAAACCAGAUUCCAUUGUUGUGGAAGAGUCGGUUAUCAGGAAUGGUUCUUUAUACCUUGGUAUAGUCCUGGACAAAGCACCGACGUAUUAUCUGUACGAAAGUUUGUUGCUGACAACGUUCCGUAUAGCUGCUGUUCAAUGGAUAUCAUGCAGCCGUGUAUCCAUCAUGGCGUUACCAAGAAAGGCACGAUUUAUAAGUACGAUCCCUCAUCACAGUUGACAAUAUGGGAAGCCGGUUGCGAAGAAAAACUGAUAAGCGAAAUGAUGUCAAUCUCGUGGCGUUUCAAUGCUGUGAUGUCACUCAUCAUAAUAGCGAUGAUUCUGCAAGUAAUAGCCGUACGUUAUUUACACACGGCGUACCGAAAUGGCCUAAGCGCGGACAAUCAGGAUUCAUGUUACGCAUAUUUACUCCGAUCUGAUACCAAAGUGGCAGGGAGAAGAAAAGUAGUCCGAAAACGGAAAUUACGUCAAGCGCGAACUCUACACUGGGUAACUGCUUCGUACAGAAGACAGUAUACAACAUCGUCUCAAUCAGAUUUUAACAGCUCUGAUGAAUUAUUGAAACCUAUUUAUGAAUAA
Pieris macdunnoughi is the source of this 1026-nucleotide messenger RNA. The record is from the annotation of a GenBank genome assembly. Lineage: Eukaryota; Metazoa; Arthropoda; Insecta; Lepidoptera; Pieridae.